Molecule: messenger RNA, 6265 nt
Organism: Hemibagrus wyckioides
Lineage: Eukaryota; Metazoa; Chordata; Actinopteri; Siluriformes; Bagridae
Gene: eps15
Product: epidermal growth factor receptor pathway substrate 15
Exons: 25
Coding region: 66-3182 (1038 amino acids)
Biological process (GO): endocytosis; endosomal transport
Cellular component (GO): plasma membrane; cytoplasm; clathrin coat of coated pit
Molecular function (GO): calcium ion binding; cadherin binding
Source: RefSeq, a predicted model, not a curated record
UGUACCUUCAUUGGCCUCAUCGCCUAUCGCAGAGCGCAGGAUGGACUAGUGGGAACAGAAACAUUAUGGCUGCCAGUCUUUCCUUGACUCAGCUUUCGAGUGGGAACCCUUUGUACGACAAGUACUAUCGACAAGUCGAUCCAUCUGGCAGUGGGCGAGUAGCAGCAACUGACGCAGCCUUGUUCUUGAAAAGGUCUGGUCUUUCAGACCUGGUGCUUGGCAAGAUAUGGGACUUGUCAGAUUCGGAAUGCAAAGGCUUUCUGAACAAACAGCAAUUUUUUGUUGCGUUACGAUUGGUGGCCUGUGCACAGAAUGGACUUGAGGUUGGCCACAAAAGCCUCAGCGUGGCUGUGCCUCCGCCAAAGUUUCAUGACACAACCAGUCCUCUCCUCCCGGCGGGCGUGCCCAUUGACAGUCCAUGGAUGGUCAAGCCAGAGGAGAAGGUGAAAUUCGAUGCCAUCUUCGAUAGUCUCUCGCCCGUGGGUGGUAUGCUCACAGGCGACAAGGUCAAACCAGUGCUGCUGAACUCCAAGCUCCCUGUAGAUGUGCUGGGCCGGGUUUGGGAGCUUAGUGAUAUAGACAGAGAUGGCAUGCUGGAUAAAGAUGAGUUUGCAGUGGCAAUGUAUUUGGUGUAUAGAGCUCUUGAAAACGAGCCUGUGCCUAUGGUUCUGCCCCCUGCACUGAUUCCACCAUCGAAAAGGAAAAAAGUGAAUUCUCCUCAUGUCAUGCCACUCCUCCCUUCACCACCAUCACUCAGAGAAAGGAGUUCCUCCCAGUCUGGUUCUCAAACUUUGCCAGCUAAACCCACACCUCCACAGUGGGUUGUGUCUCCUGGCGAUAAAGCUAAGUAUGAUGAGUUGUUCACGAAGACUGACAGUGAUAUGGAUGGAUUGGUGUCUGGGCCGGAGGUGAGGGACAUCUUCCUAAAGACAGGACUGCCCUCUGCUACACUUGCUCGCAUAUGGGAGCUUUGUGACAUUGGAGACAUUGGAAAACUGACCAGAGAGCAGUUUGCAUUGGCUCUCUAUUUAAUCAAUCAGAAGCUUUCCAGAGGUAUUGACCCACCCCAAACACUCUCUCCGGAGAUGAUCCCUCCCUCUGAUAGGCUAUCACGGCAGAAUAAUGCCUUGUCAUGUCAGGCUGCAGACUUUUCUGCCAUUAAAGAGUUGGAUUCGCUCAGUAAUGAGAUUAUGGACCUACAGAGGGAGAAAAGCUCUGUGGAACAGGAGAUCAAGGAAAAGGAAGAAAGCGUUAGGCAGAGGACCAACGAGGUGCAGGACCUGCAGGAUGAAGUGCAGAAAGAAAGCGAGGAGCUGCGGAAGCUACAGGCAGAGCGACAGGAGGUGCAGGAAGCACUGGAGAGACUGGAUGAGCAAAAGUUGUCCCUAGAGGAGCAGCUCAUGCUCAUACGCCAGCAGUGCAGUCAGGAGAACCAGCUGAUCCAGUCUUUGCAAGCUGAGCACUCUGAGCAGGAGCAGAGGAUAGGAGACUAUGAGGAUGAGUUGGUGAGGGCGCGAGAGGAGCUGCUUUCUCUUCAGGAACAGAGUCGUACGCUGGGGGAGAAAGUGCGCUCAGCCCGUGCUCAGCUCUCCCCUCUACAGGACGCUGUAACAGAGUCUCACACACAGAUUGCACAGAUGCAGGAACGGCUGGCCGAGCUAAAGACGGAAGAACGAGAGGUCGAAGCUCAACUUACUUGGAAGGUCUUAGUAGAGGAGCCACCGCUUGUCAAUGGUGCAGCACCCUCUACUGAACAGCCGAAGCCACUACAGUGGCCACAGCCCACAGAAUUCCCUGCAAAGAAACUAGAAGAGGAGGAGGAGGAAGAGGAAGAGCUCACCCCCAUAGAUGAGCCACAGGAACUGAGAGUGCUUGAUGUGCCUGAGACAGAAUCAGCAGAACUGUCUUUCAAUCCUAAGGAGCUUAAGAUUGUGGAAGAUCCCUUCAACAUGAUGUCCACAGCCAGCACUCUUGGUACAGCUUGGCCUCAGAACGAUACAUGUUUUCAGGAAGGUUCUUCACCUGCUGUAGAAUGGGAGCUGAAGGGAGAGGAAAAGAAAGAACAGGCCAGCCCUGUAAAGGCGGAAUCUCCAGUUCCAGAGCAGAAGGAGGAGACCUCCCAACCCAUAAGUGCUCAAAGUGAGGGUUCAGCAUCUGUCCCUGCCGUUGACUUCUUUCCAUCUGAUCCCUUCAUCGACAGUGACAUUUUCAAAAGCGAUGACCCCUUUGCAAAAGACAUUUCAGAUCCGUUCGGCGGUGACCCUUUCAAAGGCACAGACCCAUUUGCCACUGACUCUUUCUUCAAGCAGUCUUCCUCAACCACAUUCUCCUCAGAAGAUCCAUUUGCUUCUUCCGACCCGUUCAGCUCAAACACAGGCUCUGCAGAACCAGACCUUUUCUCCUCUCACGUUAACAACACGGCUGCAUCUGAUCCAUUCUCUAAAUCAAACACGGUGGCAGCAGAUCCAUUUAGUUCUAGCAGUGGUAGCAUAGCAUUCACUUCCAAACUGGAUGACCUUGAUGACUCUGAUCCCUUCAGCUCAGCAGCCGGGGCAGGGAACGACCCGUUCGGUGGGUCAGAGCUGUCGUCAAAGGAAACAUCAGGAGCUGCGAAUGAUCCAUUUGCUCCUGGAGGAACAGUGGUAAAGGCUGACUCAGACCCUGACCCCUUUGCUACAGCAUUUGGUACUGGUACCGAGUCCUUUGUAGGAGGUUUUGCAGAUUUUAGAAAUUUGGAAAAGUCUAAUGGUGCUGACCACUUUGCCUCAAGUACACAUAAUAAGAACAUAUUUAAGGAAGAUAACCAGUCAGAUGUGCCUCCUGCUUUACCACCCAAGACUGGCACACCAACCAGACCACCUCCUCCUCCACCAGGUAAGCGGUCGAACAUCUACCGGUCAGAAUCAUCAGAUUCGGUUCAGAGGCGUGGAAUGGGGGAUUUUUCUUCCCUCCCUGCUAAAGACACUGUGCCAGACCCUUUUGCUCCCUCUGCCCCUUCCCAAGUCCCGCGCGAGCCUGACCGAUUUGCCACCUUUGACAAAUACCCCACAGAAGAGGACAUGAUAGAAUGGGCAAAGAGGGAGAGUGAGCGGGAGGAGAGGGAGCGUGUGGCCCGACUAACCCAGCAGGAGCAGGAGGAUCUGGAGCUGGCCAUCGCGCUCAGCAAAUCGGAAUUCUCUUGACCCAAACCGGUCCUGAACCACACUGCCGAGGAAGAAGAGGAAAGGAUGAAGAGCUAAACUUACGGGUGCUGGGAUUUCACAAUCCCACUAGUUUUAGUAUAGUCCAAAUCUCCCCUUCCCAUCCAAGCUUCACAUCCAGUACAUGUCAGUACAUCAUCUCUCUGUUGCCAGUGACUCUUCUGAAAACAGUGUGGUUUUAGGGAAGAAGUGGUGAAAAGUUGAAGGACUAAAACACAACCCUUGGUGUGCUACUUUGUUGCACUGUGUUUUCUUGUGUUUAAAAAAAAAAAAAAAUCAAAGAUUUAUAUAACGAAAUAUUUCUAACUCGAACAAACACUUGGCGCUAUGAAGUGUCACUGGCACAUUAACACACUUUCCUUAAUUGAUACCGUUCAUGCCAUUGCAUAUAUAGUGGACAAGUUUGACAUUAAUGAGAAGAAAAAGCCCAGCACUUUUAAACCUGCUGGGUUUAUUUUGGGUGAUUUGUUCAUGAUCGAAUUAGUGUAAGGUUGUAGUUAGGAGUGAAGGUGGAGGCAAAUAUUGUCAGUGAAAGUGCUCUGUUCAUAAAUAUAAAAUAGCAAGGGGUAUGCACAUAGAUAUUUCUAUAUAUAACAACACAGUUGUAAUGUGAUAGAAAGACAGGCGUCGCUUCAUUUUUAGUACACGCUAUUUGGUUAUAUGGUACACUCUGAACUUAUUUGCUGCUUAUAAAUUGGUUUAGGUUAGGAAGUAACAGGAAAAUCACUAGACACCUCUACAUGUGCUUGUCCUUGACUGGAAUAACUUAUAAGAAUUAUAAGUGCCAGGGCACUUCACUGACAUUAUAGGAUUCUGUUCAGUAGAACGCUCACUCAAACACCUGACUCUCAAAGUAAAAAAAAGUUCAUUGUGCCAGAAAUAUGACAUUCACAAAUUAAUUAGAAUGUCUUCAGGAUUGAAAUAACCAGCGUUAGAGUGAUUGUUGGUUUCCAAAAAAUGUUUUAAUAGUCCAUUAGUCCUCCUUACAUAUGAGAUUUUGAAAAAAAUUACAGUAUAUAAAUAUCCGUUUAUAAGUAUGUAUGAUAAUGUAAUUGUACUAUAUAUAUACUAUAUGUGCAUUCUCUAAUCAUAUCCUUCAUACAUAUUAGCAAAGUAUCUUGGUGAGAAUGCAGAAGACGACACUAUUGUCUAAGGCAGUAGGACAUGCAAGGAAGUCAUUUGUUUCCAGUCUCGAAAAACCAAGAAAAACUUACUUGUUUGGAAAUGCAAUUUCUUUUAACUUCCCUAUUUCUCAAACCGUAAUAAACUUGCGUUGCUGAAGGCUAAGAGAAGGAAUGAUUGUGCAAUAUGUCUAAGACUGUCAAAUUAAGGGGAGUUUUUCCUCUGAUGACAGUGUGGCAAUGAAUAGAUUAUAUUUUUUUUAAACCACUAAACAUUUCAAAAAGAAAUUAUAGAUUAAUAUUCACCCUAUACAAUUUAAGUGUUGUGGUCAUUGAUUUUUCAGAUGUUUGUUCCUUUUCAAUUGGACAUUAAGGAAUGAUGAAUGUCUUGUUCUGUAUCAGUCAUUUCUAAACAGGUUCCUGUUAUCAGAACACAGAACUUUUUUGUAGCACUGGUUUGUCCUUUGGGUUUGACCUCAAGGCUUUUGUCUACAUUCUAAAGUCUUAAGUGACCACGAGAACAAUAUCUUACCCUUUUGGACAAUAGAUGCACUUUGUCAUUCAGGCUUUACAUAUGAAAGCAUUGCGCAUGAUGACUUGUAUCAGAUAAAAGCCCUCUAUUUUCUUUCUUUUUUUUUUGGACUUUUCAAAUGUCACAUGUUGAAUCAAGAAUGUCCUUUUGUAAUAUGUCCAUUAGUGAGGAUCUGCCAGUCGUUAAAAAAAAAAAGAAAAGAAAAGAAAAGGAAGGUAUAUUUAAUCGAAGCACAAGUUACCCUGACACAGUUUUCCAGCCAAUAUGUGUCUCACAGUUGAUCAAUGUUUUUAUGAGCAUUAUGAACACAGCAUUAUACCCUUUAAACCAGAUCUAAGUAUUGCGAAUUGCUUUAGACAUAUUGCUUUAGCACUCUGUUGUAAGGAAAGGCUUCUGAUUGUAACUGCUUCUCUGUGUCCUGUUAAAGUGAUCUGUGCUUUUGUUCAUUAUGUAUGUAUGUAUGUAUAGUCCUUUAACUUUCCUCAUCCUAAACCACUUGUGUAUUUUUAAAAACUGGCUUAAUGUAUUUUAUUUUUUUAACUUCACAGAAUGUGUCCCGUUUUAAUAAGGACAGAUGUUUAAACAUGUUAAAUAACAUGUCAUUAACGCUAAAGAAUAAAUAUGAACCUUUCAACAUUUUGGAUAUUCCCUGAAGUUUAGUUUAAUAAAAUCCAUGAAAUUCACUUUUCUACAGUAUUGUCAACAUUCAGAUACCCAGUUCUAUUAUAUCUAAACCUUAAGCACUGUUUCUGUAGAUAUUCAGCUGAGAAUUUGAUACGCCACAGUUCGCCAAAUUAUUAUGGUGUUUUGUCCUCAUUUAAGACAGUAGCUACCGGUUUACAUUUAACCCUUUGUAUACAUUAAGGGUUAAUUGAAAGAGAUAGAUAUAAUACAGUAGAACAAGCAAAGAACAAUGAUGUCUAUCCAAAGUGAAAUAUUCAGAUGAGUGAAAAGCCGUUAUAUUAUCAGUCUAGGACAGCUUAGAGAUACGUGGGACUGCUGUGGACCACUUAGGAACCAUAAAGAUGGCGUUAGACUGCAAUUGAUAUGAACAGUUUUGCACUUAAGUCUCCAUUAGUGAACAGCUGAUCAUUUCAACAAGAUAGACUUGCUAAAACUGGAAUGAAUUUCCUGGUUAGCGAUUGCACUUUUUGACCAUGUAGUACAGUUCUAGAAGGGAAAUUAUUUUAUAAUCGCCAAGAUAUAGACUCGUUCCCCUUUUAAGUGUGAAGGUUUCUUCCUCAUUUCAUCUCAGGGAGUUUUUCUUGCCACUGUCGCUUUCGGCUUUCUCAUUUGGGAUAAAUUUAAAAUUGAUCAUUUAUAUCAUGAAUUUAUACAUUUCUUUAAAGUUGCUCUGUAAUAAUGUCUAUUGUUACAAGUUCUAUACGAAUAAAAUUGUGAAGUGAAGUGCA